CCCUUGGGUUCUUUAGGAGAGGUGGGGGUGAGGGUGCUGUACCCAGAAUGCCUUGCUCUCUGGCUCAGGAGGGCUGUUCCUGAAUCUUUUGCGCUCUCAGCCCCUGGGUUCCUGACCCAGAAUCCUGGGGAGGGGGUGGGGGUGGGGCGUGGCAGUUAUAACCAUAAUCCUUUGCUGUCCUGCUCUGGGUGUAUUACCCAGAGUCCUUUGGGGUGGGUCCUACCCAUAAUCCUUUGGGUAAAUGGGGUCUGGGACAGGGGAGAAAGUUCUUUGCUGCCCUAUUCCCCAGAAUGCUGUGCUGCAGGGAAGGGAGUGGGCUAUGUGUUUGUGCCGCCAGGUCCUGCCACCCCCAGGGUCCCCACGUCUCCUGGCAUGGCCCCUGGCAGAGUUGGUGGAGGCCACGGGCGGUUUCUCAGAGCAGCACAAGGUGGGCGAAGGUGGCUUUGGUUGUGUCUACCGUGCCCGGCUGCGGCACACGGAUUGUGCUGUCAAGCGCCUCAAGGAGGAUGCAGAGCUGAACUGGAACCUUGUCCAUAACAGUUUCAUCACAGAGCUGGAGAAGCUCUCGCGGUACCGGCACCCGAAUAUUGUGGAACUGGCUGGGUUCUGUGCUGAGAGGGGCCACUUCUGCCUUGUCUACGUCUUCAUGCCCAACGGGUCCUUGGAUGACCGGCUACGCCCACAGGACGGGCGUCCUCCAUUAACGUGGCCUCAGCGCCUGUCAGUACUGGUGGGGGCUGCCCGGGCCGUCCAGUUCCUCCAUCAGGACGUGCCCAGUCUCAUCCAUGGGGAUGUCAAGAGCUCAAACAUCUUGCUGGACCAGACACUGACCCCCCGGCUGAGUGACUUCGGGCUGGCACGGGUGGGAGUGGGGGGAGGCCGGGGGGGCCGCAGCGGGACCCUGGGCCGUACGGGCACAGUGCGGGGGACCCUGGCCUACCUGCCCCCCGAGUACGUGCAGACUGGUGCACUCUCCCCUGCCAUUGACACCUACAGCUUUGGUGUGGUGCUGCUGGAGGCACUGACAGGUCGGAGGGCACUGGAGACGGACGAACGUGGACAGACCAAGUACUUGAAAGACCUGGUGGCUGCAGAAGAGGAGGAGUCCGGGGUGGGUGACAGGGAUGUGGGCACCAGGCUGGGUCAGGCCUACGCAGACUCCCAGGCUGGGCCCUGCCCCCCUCUACUGAGCACCUCCCUCGGCCACCUGGCGGCUCAGUGCCUUCAUCGCCGCAGCAAGCAGCGCCCCCACAUGGACCAGGUGUAUGAGGAGCUGGAGCGCCUGCAGCAGGCCCUGUGCUGGGAGCCUGCCCUGCCCCCCUGCCGCUCCCCUGUGGACCCCCAGAACCAGCCAGAGGAGAGUGACGACAGCCUGCCAGGAGUGGGAGACAGCUUCUCCAGCCCCUUGCCACCUCCUGCUGUCAUCAUCAACCCAGCCCGGCGCCGAAUAAUGGAGCGCUUGGAAUUGUACGACCACGGUCUCCUUGACAGCCUGGGGGUGCUGGACUCGGGGCCCCCAUAUGGCUCUGUCCCCUCCCAGCUGCCUGAGGAGAGUGAAGACUUUGACGUUGGUCCCUGACGGACGGAGUUCUCAGUGCUGACACACUUUUGGAGCCCCCACCAGCUGCUAAGUUUUCUUCAGUACCACUGUGGAACCUAGGCAUCCUGAGGCUGUCUCUGCCCCCUAACAGUCCCAGGUCUUCUCCAGGGCCAUACACCAUGGUCCCUCUUUGUUCCUCUUCCCCUGACCCCUGAGGAACCCAGGCAUCCAGGAGUUGUCCCAGGUUCCCCCAUCCAUGGACACAGUUCUCACUCACUCACCUCCCAGGACUCGGGUUUUGGGGGGCUAUGGGGGGGGGUCGUAUAGGUCUCCCCCUUCUCAAAUCCAUCCCCCCCCCAAGAAAGGCCAAAAAGAAUAAAGUGUUUUGUAGAUUUGA
Messenger RNA from Alligator sinensis (Chinese alligator), 1937 nucleotides. RefSeq names its product interleukin 1 receptor associated kinase 1 (gene IRAK1). The transcript has 10 exons. NCBI's taxonomy places the organism in Eukaryota, Metazoa, Chordata, Crocodylia, Alligatoridae. Bases 242 to 1579 code for a protein of 445 amino acids. Gene Ontology annotation, molecular function: protein binding; ATP binding; protein kinase activity. Gene Ontology annotation, cellular component: plasma membrane. The record is from RefSeq and is a predicted model, not a curated record. Gene Ontology annotation, biological process: signal transduction; protein phosphorylation.